AUGGAGGACAUCCAUCAUGGAGGCCAUGCGGGAGCCCGACCGCUGGCUUUCCCCGACAUUGACAUCGAUUCACAUAUGAUGUCCGAUGACUUUUCCUUCGGCUCUCCAUUCAGUCCGACCAACUCUGCCGCUCAGGACGGUAUGCUCCAGGAUCCCAUCUUCCCGGAGUGGAAAACCGGUGUUCCGCGCGGUGGCGACAAUCCCGAGGAAUUGCAGAAGCAGGAUCCCCUCGCCGCGCAAAUCUGGAAGCUCUACACUCGCACCAAAUCUCAGCUCCCGAACCAAGAGCGCAUGGAGAAUUUGACCUGGCGGAUGAUGGCCAUGAACUUAAAACGGAAGGAACGGGAACAGCAGCAACAGGCCAGGUCUUCGCAAGCCCAGCAAGAUACCAUCAGUCCCACCCCGAGCGGCAUCGCGCAGUUGCAUCUGUCCGACCAGGCGUCGAACUCGACCACCAUGAAUCACGAUGCCACUCCCGAUCCCAUGAACCUGGAUGACUUCAUCGUCCCCUUUGACUCCCCCGCCGAUUACUCCUCCCAUCCCCAUGCCGACCGACACUUUACCGCCACCCCGACCGGGAUCCCUAUCAAAGCGCGCAAGGAUCACCCCAUGACCGAUUCCACCGUCGCUGCGUCCUUCGGCCACCCCCCGCAGGAGCAGCGCAAGAACAGCGAGUUCGGCUAUGUGGCCCGUCGAGUGCGCAAGACGAGCGUCGACGAGCGUCAGUUCUUCAACGGUCUCGGCGUUCCCGGUCGCAAGCGUCCCGCCGAGGCAUCCCCUCAGGUGCCCCCAGUGUCCAACGCCAUGCUGUCGCAGCACUCGGAGCUGUCGGCCGCGCUGCCUGAUUACUCUUUGGACCAUCCGUCCUCGGCCUUUGCCAUGCCGGGCAACGGCACCGUCGGCCCCCGUCGUCACCAGCAUCACCACUCCGGCGUUCCCUUCGGUCUCGAUACGUAUGGAAUAGGCGGCGAGGAGUCUGGCAUCAGCUCGGCUGGUCCCUACCAGCAGCACUUUGCCUUCUCGCCUUCUGAUUCUCCCAUGGCGGCCAGCAAUCCCUUCUCCAAUCUCUACGCUCAGACUCCCUUGGCCUCUUCCCUCAACUCCACCGAGUUCUUCUCUCCUCCCCCCUCGGGGUACCAGUCGACCGUUUCGACCCCGCAACCCAUAUAUGAGGGAGAACAGUCCAUGUUCUUCUCCGAUGCCCCCUCGGCGGAGUCUCACUCUCAGCGCCGAAUCCCUAACUACAUUCAGCACCGCCAGUCGAACUUGUCAGCCUCGCUGCAGCCUCGUCACAUGUAUAAUACCAACGGCGAUUUCCAUUCGAAUGGUGUUAGUGGCCCGCCUAGCUCCAUGCACUCGUCCGCGUUCUCCGUGCCUGGCCCCCAACAUGUGGAUCCCUCGCAGGUGCUUGGUCCCGGCGAGUUUUCCACGACAGCGCCCAGCAGCAGCAUGUUCACAUUUGGCGGGGACUCUGAUAAUGAGGACGAGGAUGGCAACCAGUUUGAACGCGGUGGUAUCGCCAUGCCGCAUGACUUUGCUUCCAUGGAGGACUCUGGUGAUAUAAACGCAGGGAUGACCUGGGAUGCCGGUUUCCCCGGAUCUGUCCAGUCGCUGCCGGGUUUCAACGGCCAGCAUCGCAAGCAUGUUACCAUCGGCUCGACCGACAUGAUGGACGGCCCGCCCGAAUGGCACCACGCUGGCAGCCUGGGUCGUGGCCACGGCUCAGCCGCCUCAGUCAGUGAUGUACGCAACCGGGAGCUGGAUCCUCGUCGGCAGAAAAUUGCUCGUACAGCCUCUACCCCUAACGCCCCUGGGCUGCUGCGACAACAUAUGAACGGCACUGCUAGUGGGCCGCCGACCAACCACCCGUCUCCCAACACGCCCCCCGAGUCAGGCCUCAGUAGCGCUGUGCCGUCUCGGCCAGCCAGCCCCGGGGGUUCGAAGAAUGGAGAUCCCAAUGCCGGUCCAACCACAUGCACCAACUGCUUCACUCAGACCACCCCCCUCUGGCGGCGCAACCCCGAAGGCCAACCCCUAUGCAACGCAUGUGGUUUGUUCCUUAAGCUUCACGGCGUUGUUCGGCCGCUUUCUCUGAAGACCGACGUUAUCAAAAAGCGUAACCGCAGCAGCGCCAACAGUCUCGCCGUUGGCACUUCCCGGUCCUCCAAAAAGUCUUCUCGCAAGAACUCCGUCGCUCAGGCCGGUCCCACCAGUGCGGCUGUUUCGCGCGCCCCCAGUGGUACCACAUCCGAGUCACCACCUGCGAUGACUGGGUUGAGUAAAUCUGGCGUGGUCCCCAUCGCUGCCGCCCCGCCCAAGGCUGGACCCCCAGCUGGGGUUGCUCAGGCUCGGGCCGGUGUGCAGGUGGCACCUCGCCGCCAGCGUCGUCUGGAAAGGGCCCCGCCCGGGUCUGAUCCAGACACAGACGAGAGCCCCAAAGCGAGCGCACCCUCCGGUCGAUCCAAGGUGGUGCCCCUGGCGCCAGCCAUGCCACCCGCAGCGGCCAACCCCGCCAACCAUAGUAUUGCGGGUGGUCAGGGCGCAAGCCAGGAGUGGGAAUGGCUCACCAUGAGUCUUUAA
Penicillium atrosanguineum is the source of this 2580-nucleotide messenger RNA. RefSeq lists its product as uncharacterized. The transcript has 2 exons. Gene Ontology annotation, biological process: positive regulation of transcription by RNA polymerase II; negative regulation of transcription by RNA polymerase II; nitrate assimilation. Bases 1 to 2580 code for a protein of 859 amino acids. The record is from RefSeq and is a predicted model, not a curated record. Gene Ontology annotation, cellular component: nucleus. Lineage: Eukaryota; Fungi; Ascomycota; Eurotiomycetes; Eurotiales; Aspergillaceae. Gene Ontology annotation, molecular function: zinc ion binding; DNA-binding transcription factor activity, RNA polymerase II-specific; RNA polymerase II cis-regulatory region sequence-specific DNA binding.